UCCUCCUGCACAUAAACAAAAUUCAUCCUAUAUUACAAUUUUGUAUGUAUUCGAAUAUUCAAAAGCUCUGUUUUGGUAUAUUCCGUUCAAAUAUAUCUACAAAUUCAGAACCCAGAUGAGAUUUGAUCUCUUCUCCCAUGAAUUCUCAAUGAAAUAUGGUGACAUGAGCUUAAACGACAACAGAUUAACAAGGCAAUAGAUUAUCAGCAACAGGUAUUGAAAAAAUAUUGAAAAAAGCAAGAAAAAAAGUGAGAUUUGAGAGUACCUUUCUGUGAUUAAAGUUUUGUUGUUGUUGGUUGGUUGGUUUGGAGAAGCGAUAACAUAUUGUAGUAAUGGAUUUCUGGCCAGAAUUCCUUGCAAGCAGUUGGGGUAGAGAAUUUGUCGCCGGUGGAUUUGGUGGCAUCGCCGGCGUAAUCUCUGGCUACCCUCUUGAUACUCUUAGAAUAAUGCAACAACAAUCGAUAUCUGGUUCUGCUUCGAAAAUCUUUCGCAAUAUCAUUGCUAACGAUGGCCCUGCUGGUCUUUUCAGAGGCAUGGCUGCUCCUUUGGCCUCUGUCACUUUUCAGAACGCCGCCGUGUUUCAGAUCUAUGCCGUUCUUUCUCGGGCAUUCAACUCCUCCUCUCAAUCCAAUGGAGACCCUCCAAGUUAUAAGGCUGUUUCAUUUGCAGGAGUUGGUACUGGAGCUCUUCAGAGCUUCAUCUUGUCGCCGGUGGAGCUUGUGAAGAUCCGCCUGCAAUUGCAGAGUUCAAGGCAUGCAACUUCUUCUUCUUCUUCUUCUUUUUCUCAUAGAGGUCCAUUGAGCGUCACCAAGAGCAUCUACAAAACAGAAGGAUUGAGAGGGAUUUACAAAGGACUUACCAUAACCAUACUCAGAGAUGCACCUGCACAUGGCAUCUAUUUCUGGACAUACGAGUGCAUGAGAGAGCAGUUUCAUCCUGGCUGCCGAAAGACCGGCCAAGAGAGCGUCGGAACAAUGCUGGUCGCCGGAGGGCUUGCCGGAGUUGCUAGCUGGGUUUUUUGUUAUCCACUGGAUGUAUUGAAGACAAGAAUUCAGGGUCAAACACAAAGUUCAUCUCGAAAGUACAAUGGGAUUGUGGAUUGUCUUAGCAAAAGUGUAAGAGAAGAGGGUUAUAGAGUGCUAUGGCGUGGACUAGGGACAGCAGUUGCCAGAGCGUUUGUGGUAAAUGGGGCCAUUUUUGCUGCUUAUGAGAUAACUUUGAGGUGUUUGUUUAGCAAUGGAAGCAAUCAUAGACAGCAAUAAAAGCUAUGAUUGCCCAAAUUUGUCACAAUCACAGAGUCCUAAAAUGAAAUGAAUUCCCUCACCCUUUGAUUUCUUGUUUUCAUCUUCUAUUUCAAUUCUGGUAUAAAAAUAAUGUAGCAAAGGAGGAUAUGCUUCAGAUUUCAUACAAAGUUAUGCUAAAGCCUUGAUUCCCCAAUU
Messenger RNA from Cucumis melo (muskmelon), 1439 nucleotides. Its product is annotated as mitochondrial arginine transporter BAC2-like. Gene Ontology annotation, molecular function: transmembrane transporter activity. Bases 333 to 1262 code for a protein of 309 amino acids. The record is from RefSeq and is a predicted model, not a curated record. Gene Ontology annotation, biological process: transmembrane transport. The transcript is spliced from 2 exons. Lineage: Eukaryota; Viridiplantae; Streptophyta; Magnoliopsida; Cucurbitales; Cucurbitaceae.